AUGCGUCUUAUUCACCAGGUGCUUUUUCUUCUCGUUUUUCUCGCUUAUGUCGAUUCAAAAGCAAAGUUAGAUCUUCAAAAUCAAGGAGAAGUGGAAGAAGAAGACGAUGAUACUGAUAAUGACGAUGGGCCACAGGGAAAAGAUGUUUAUUCGUUUUUAGCUAGCAGAAUGAAUCAAGAUCUUGGAUUGAAAAAAAGAAAGAAGGCGAAUAUUUAUAAAAUCCCUGGACCACAAGAGCCUCUACCCGGCCGCUCUCACGAUGGUGACUACUGGCCAGUUUUCCCAUUUCAAAAUCAGUUUUCGGGAGCUCACCCCACACUUCCGAUGGGUAAAUUUGGAAAGCAGUACAUGCCGAUGUCUUGUAAACCACCAUUAUGUAAUCCAUAUCACAUGAAUUUCAUGCUUGGAAUCGAGCACGAAUGGGGAGGGUCGGAUGGAAUGGAAGGAGACAUUGACGUGGCCGUUCCGAUGUCGAAAGGAGUUGCCUAUCGGUUCCCGUUCUCUGGAAACUUGUAUUACAACCGCGACAACAUGACAGUUCAUUAUGGGCAGAAUUUGUCACCAAUCGAUCCUUUUGCAAGUUUAUUCGACUAUCAAAAAAAUCGUGAUCCAGCUCUUGCUAAUGCAGUUCCUAGAAGAUGGCCAAGAAGUAUUAGAGAACCUGUUCCAGACAUGCACAAGAAUAUAGGACAGGUAGAUCGAAAUAUAAGAAUGGGUCGUCCAAUUUGUUUUCGAUGCCUGACACCAAUCCUACUUUCUCAAAAUGUUCUUCAUUUAGCUCACCAAUAUGAAGAAAAUUGCUACGAAACUGAAAAAGAGGCAAAAAUGACUUGCUUUGACUCAGCACUUGUAACAAUAUCAGACGGAGCACUUUUGUUUCGCACUUCUGAUGAGCAAGCAGCUAGUUGCAGUCCAAUUGAUGGGCGGUUUGAAGUCUCUUACAGAAUGAAUGACGCUGCUUUGAGCUGUGAAUCUGGAGAAGGAACUACGGUAAGA
Messenger RNA from Caenorhabditis briggsae, 996 nucleotides. The record is from RefSeq and is a predicted model, not a curated record. Lineage: Eukaryota; Metazoa; Nematoda; Chromadorea; Rhabditida; Rhabditidae. The annotation marks the transcript as partial. The transcript is spliced from 8 exons.